AUGUUUUCCGUCGUGGUCCCCGGCCGCCCGUGUCUAACGGACAUUGUCGCAGUCGACGGCCAACCAAAUGGCCAAGCAACCAAAUUCGCUUUUACGAUUCCAUUAAGCGCCUCUCUCAGCGACUUGGUAGUUUUCUUUCUGCCAGGAACAGUUCUUCCUCCAAACACCGGCGCAGCAAUCUACGCGCAGCUACCCGACGCCAACGGACAGCCCUCGGACUUCCGCUUCAUCGGCGCACUUGCAAACGAGAAGCCUUCCGGUAUCUUCACCGUACGACCACCCAGUCGCACAGAGGCCGAAGAAGAGGAUGACAUGCUAGACGAGAGUGGAUCCAAUGGCGCUGGCGUACUGACCCUCGGAAUCUCAAUUGAAGAGGCGCAGAUCAUUGCGCCGCAGCUUGCUGUGCUCGAGGCGGAGAAGCCUCAAUCUAGCUCUACAGCGUUGGUCAGUCAGGCUGUUGGACAGAGGCAGAUUUCGACAAAGGUCCUGGCCCAGCGUAUUAUUGGAAGUGCGUUCAAUUUCCUGGCUAGCUUUGCGUCGUCGGAUAAAGGCCAGGAUGUCGUGCCUCUUAAGAGCUUCCAUGAUUGGUGGGCGAAGUUUGAGCGGCGCAUUGAAGUCGACCCGGCAUUUUUGGAGCGUGAGGACCCCAAUGCAAAUGCAUAA
Molecule: messenger RNA, 663 nt
Organism: Penicillium salamii
Lineage: Eukaryota; Fungi; Ascomycota; Eurotiomycetes; Eurotiales; Aspergillaceae
Source: the annotation of a GenBank genome assembly